Molecule: messenger RNA, 674 nt
Organism: Lathyrus oleraceus (garden pea)
Lineage: Eukaryota; Viridiplantae; Streptophyta; Magnoliopsida; Fabales; Fabaceae
Product: basic form of pathogenesis-related protein 1
Exons: 1
Coding region: 83-571 (162 amino acids)
Cellular component (GO): extracellular region
Source: RefSeq, a predicted model, not a curated record
ACGGCUUGAUAUGCUCCACACUCUUGCUAUAAGUACCCCAACAUACAUUCCUUCACUCUUCAACAACUAAGAACAAAUCAACAUGAGGUCUUCAUAUCACAUAAUCUUAGCCAUUUUCUUCAUUUCCUCAACCUUUUGUUGCAUAAAUAUAUCCCUAGCACAAAACACCCCUCAAGACUUUCUUGAAGUACACAACCAAGCUCGAGAAGAGGUUGGUGUUGGUCCACUCCAUUGGAACUAUACCCUUGAAGCCUAUGCACAGAACUACGCAAACAAGAGAAUGAAUGAUUGUGAACUUGAGCACUCUAUGGGACCUUUUGGUGAGAAUCUUGCUGAGGGUUAUGGUGAAAUGGAUGGUUCUGAUGCAGUGAAGUUUUGGAUAACUGAAAAGCCUGAUUAUGACUACCACUCAAACUCCUGUGUUCAUGAUGAAUGUUUGCAUUAUACUCAAAUUGUUUGGCGUGAUUCUGUUUAUCUUGGUUGUGGUAAGUCCAAAUGUAAGAAUGGUUGGGUUUUUGUGAUUUGUAGCUAUUCACCACCUGGCAAUGUUGAUGGACAACGACCUUAUUGAUUUUUCUUUCUUUUAUGUUUUUUCUCAGAAUAAAAUAACUAGUAGCCUGCUUUGCUUGUAUUGUUUCCUCUUGUUAUAUUUAUAUUAUAAAUAAUUAGAUUGA